Molecule: messenger RNA, 1958 nt
Organism: Lagopus leucura (white-tailed ptarmigan)
Lineage: Eukaryota; Metazoa; Chordata; Aves; Galliformes; Phasianidae
Gene: FAM53B
Product: family with sequence similarity 53 member B
Exons: 6
Coding region: 324-1499 (391 amino acids)
Biological process (GO): positive regulation of canonical Wnt signaling pathway; protein import into nucleus
Cellular component (GO): nucleus
Source: RefSeq, a predicted model, not a curated record
CCCGGCCGGGCCGCGCCGCCGCUCCGCCACCACGUUGCCAGGGAGGAAAAGGCAAAGUCACAGCCAGCGCUGCUUUCUUCAAGCUGAGAUGUUGAGACAAAGCACCUCUGACCCUGUCCUGUCCUUUCUCUCCAUCCCUUUCCGCCGUUUGUUUGUGAGGGAGUCCUUCCCCUGCCACUCCUAUUCCGGAGCCGCCGGCCGCAGCCCCCGCUGCUCUCAGCCCUUCUGGGGGAAAAUGCACUGAGAUGGGAGCUUGGCCAGAGCAUGGCUGACAGCAACCUUUGCCUGGACUCCGAUGGACUCCAACGCAGGACUGCAUUACCAUGGUGAUGAUCUUAACCAAAACUCGGGAAAACAAAGGUGCUGACUCUGUAACAUGCAGGACUGAGCUGCACACUCCAAAGAUGAGUCAAGGACCUACCCUCUUCUCUUGUGGCAUUAUGGAAAAUGACAGAUGGGGAGACCUCAGCAGGAAAUGUCCACUGCAGAUCGAGCAGCCGGGCACCAGCAUCUGGGACUGCCUGGCCGACAAGGGUGAGGAGGGCGCGCUGUGGCCACGGGAAGCCACCAGCACCUGCUCGGUGACCAACCUCAUCAAAGAGCUCAGCCUCAGCGAUCCUCACAGCAACCCAUCGGCGCCGCCCAGCAAGCGCCAGUGCCGCUCGCUGUCUUUCUCGGAUGAAAUGUCCAGCUGCAGGACAUCGUGGAGACCUUUGGGCUCCAAGGUCUGGACGCCGGUUGAGAAGAGGCGGUGUUACAGCGGGGGGAGCGUCCAGCGCUACUCCAACGGCUCGGCCACCAUGCAGAGGAGCUCUAGCUUCAGCCUGCCGUCCCGCUCCCAUCCUCUGGCUUCGUCCUGCGACCACCGUCCGGGCUGCCUGCCGAGGAGAUCGGGGGCUGGAGGUGACGCCUGGAGCCCCGAGGGCGGCCGGGUGGACAUGCAGCGCUCCCUGUCCUGCUCUCACGACCGCUUCUCCUCCUCGGAGCCCGGCCCGCCCUCGGCCAGCAGCACGCCGGCCUCCACACCGCAGCUGGGCCGCCGUGCCGGUGGGCUGUGCCGCAGCCGCUCGCAGCCCUGUGUCCUCAAUGACAAGAAGGUGGGCGUCAAGCGGCGCCGGCCCCAGGAUGCACAGGAGCCGCGGCCCUCGCUGGACCUGGCCAAGAUGACCCAGAACCGCCAGACCUUCAACAGCCUUAGCAGCCUUAGCAACGCGGCAGAGGACAACACUCAGCGGCUCCCCACCACCCAACCAUGGACCACAGCUCCCCACUCCCCGGAGGUGAUGCCGGGCAGGACCCCCGCCUGCACCCCAGUGCCAGAGCCACGCACACGGGGCGAGGAGCGUGGGGCGAGCCGGGACGACCUGUCCUGUGAGGAGUCCGAUGAGGGUGGUGGGAAGGAGGAAGAUGGGACCCCGUGGCAGGGCGGUGGGGCGGGCACCCAGAGCCCCUUCCAGCUGGAUGGAGAAAUAGACAUCGAGCAGAUUGAAAACAACUGAGGAUGCGGGGCUCAGCGUGCUGGGGUCUGGGGCUCCAGUGGGGAAGGGUCCCCUGGGGGUCAGCGUGGGUUGUGCCGUGCUGCCUGCGUCCCCCUGCCAGCUGGAGGGGAUGAAGCAGCUUUGCCAAAAUUUCAUCAGGUAUUUAGAGCAAUUUUGUGUGUGUGCGUGUGUGUGUGUGUAAAUCUUGAAACUCUUUGUAACUACUGUAGCCGGAUAUCAGCUAAUUUGGGAAAACCGCCUGUCAGAACUUGGAGACCAGAGGGAUGGGGAUCACCAAACAACGCUCAUCCAUCAGUGAGAAAACAACUUCUGCAAAUGUAGGAUGGCGGCUGAUGGAUCCAGCCAUGGCUUCCAUUUCACACAUGUGGUUGUUUGGAAAGCAAAAGGAAAAAUAAACCACCCCCGGGGAGGACUGGAAAAUUGGGGGAAGAAAGAGAAGGUCAGCUGAGAUUUGCCAAC